This is a messenger RNA of Laetiporus sulphureus 93-53, 1114 nucleotides long. RefSeq lists its product as uncharacterized. The transcript is spliced from 3 exons. Bases 86 to 850 code for a protein of 254 amino acids. Lineage: Eukaryota; Fungi; Basidiomycota; Agaricomycetes; Polyporales; Laetiporaceae. The record is from RefSeq and is a predicted model, not a curated record.
CCGCGCUCCCACCGUUCAACUUCCCUCAGCCCGUCCCACCACAGUUCAGCUGAGGGUAAGAAAGUACAGUUCACAACAUCUACCGAUGUCUUUCCAAACCAUGGUGGAAGAAGCUCUACGCAGAUGCCACCAGGUACCAGGUACGAGAAUGGUGCAGAUCAGUGAGACGAAGCGCGAUGUUGAAGACGAGCGCCGCGUCUGUGGCGAAGAGCAGCAGCUCAACGGCCACCUCGAGCCUCCUCCUCGCGAGGCCGUUGUCGCUGCCGCGGCCUCUCAGCCCAUGCCAGGAUCCCAUAACAAAGUCAAGAAUGCGCCAUUAUUCUUACUAGCGGCUAUAUUGUGGUGUCUUUGCAUUUAUGGCGCAUUUAGCACAAUGAAGCCUGCAAAUGUCACUACGCAGGACCUCGUUCCUGUGUCCGCCCCGGCACAUAUACCCUUUCAAGAUACGCAAAAAAAACAAAUGGAAGCAUUUCUGCAACAAGUAGAGGAGGAAAUGCGCGCCAUCAACGCAACGCGAGACGCCGUCGAUGCAGCGCGACACGCCAUCGAUAAGGAACGCGAGACUAUCGACAAGCAGCACGAUAUGAUCGACAAGGAGCGCGAGGCCGUCGACAAGGAGCGCGAGGCCAUCGAUAAGCAGCGAGAGGCCGCCGCUGUGGCGCGUGUCCCCCACCUGCUGCACUGGGUCAAGGACAGCCACCCGUUCCUCCAAGGGCUGCUGAUGCUCCUCGCGACACCGUUCAUCAUCGUGGGCAACAUGCUGUGGGGCGCGGGCCUGCUUAUAGAGGGUAUCGGGAGGUUGUUGGUGUUGGGGCCGCGAGCGGCAUAUAGAUGGUUGAGCGGAGUGUGAUGGCAGACGUUUCUGCUGCAGUUCAUUCAGAAAUUCUUGAGCGAUCUUAGUCAUUUUUCUUACGUGUAGGGUCUUCUUCGUAUCGCCAGCUUUGGAUUGGGAUGGCAGUCUGUAUAUUGGAUGCUCUCGUUCUGCUUUUUCAGCUGUAUAUGAUGUUGCGCAUUGUGCUAAAUGUACUGCGUGCUGCAUAGAGGAUAAGUUACAGGGGAAAGCGUAGCGGGUCAACGAGGCUCUAGGCCAAUUGAAUAUGUAGUAUCAUCUCGG